Lucilia cuprina (Australian sheep blowfly) is the source of this 1846-nucleotide messenger RNA. It is a transcript of the gene swi2, whose product is annotated as protein singed wings 2. The transcript has 8 exons. Lineage: Eukaryota; Metazoa; Arthropoda; Insecta; Diptera; Calliphoridae. The record is from RefSeq and is a predicted model, not a curated record. Bases 133 to 1635 code for a protein of 500 amino acids.
UAUAUUUUUAUAAAAAAAAAGACGGAAAAGUUUUAAAAUUGUUUAUGUAAAAAUUUUAUUCAAAAUCUUAAGAACAACAACUAAAAAGAAGAAAAAAAAAUAUUUCAAUUCCUUAGAUCGUAAAUAAAUCCAAUGUUUGUUUCCCAAAUACCCCUCACAAUAGUACAACGAUUAGUAUGUGGUGGCUGGUCUUUUCGGCCGACUUUCAAAAUGUUUAACAACAAUUUCAAUUUUAAUGUUUUUUGUGGUGUUUUGCUGUUGUUUUUUGUCAGAAGUUGUCAUGCUGACUAUAUAUCCCAUUAUCAUCAACAUAACUUUUCCUGUGUGGAUUGGAAAAAGGCACCCGAAGCUACGGCUGGUAAUUGCACCCGAUAUACACGUUAUGGAGCCAUAAGAUGUUAUGGUGGCAUGAAUAACUUAUUAACCUCAAACGAUAUUUACAGUGAUCAAAAGGUGCGUAAAAUGGAAGAAAUUAUAUUUUGCGGUUGGCCCGAACAGGUCUUUAAUCCAGUUAUAGAUUUACAGCCAUUUCCGAAAAUAAAAUCGUUGACAAUUGAGUACAGUGAUAUGACAGAGAUUAUAUUUGAUUUUCCGGAAAUGUUUUAUUUGCAGACCAUAAAUAUCUCCUGGACCAAUUUGUCACACAUAGGUCCUAGAACUUUUAAACGAAUACAUACUCUCAGAAUAGUAGACUUGAGAUGGAAUCAAUUGAUACAAUUGGAUAGUCCUUUGGCCUUGCCCAGGACUUUUCAAGAACUAUAUUUGGCUGGUAAUCCUUGGAAUUGCACUAGAAACUUUAAAUGGCUACUAAUACCGGAAAAGGCAAAAGUGGUGGCUGAUCGUGAUCAAUUAUAUUGCUCGGAUCGUAAAUAUAAAGACAGACUCUUGCUAACAGUGGUGAAUUAUAAAGUGACCUUAAAAAACGCCUGCCUAUCGCAUCCUGAUAUCCAGAAUUGUACUUGCAUUAUGCAUCAUAUUAUACCCAAGUCUUAUAUACCUUUAUAUACAGUUAAUUGCUCAAAUUUGGGAUUUGAUCGCUUGCCUACCUAUUUACCAGAAAAUACUACCAUGUUUUUUGCUAACGACAAUAAGAUCAGUGAUAUUUCACCUUUACGCAAUAAUAUCCAUUAUCGCUAUGUGGUUGAUGUACAUUUAGAAAACAAUUCUGUGGAAAAUAUCGAUGUUUUAGAGGGAGGCUAUUGGUUGGAACAUUUUCGUUUGCUGAAUUUGAAAAACAAUAAGCUGAAAAAGAUUCCUGUCUAUGCUUUGGACAAUGCUUUAGACGAUAAUCCCAAUGCCAAUCUCCUGUUGCUAAGUCAAAAUCCCUGGUAUUGUUCUUGUAAAUUUGCCAUGCGGUUUAAAGAAAUCCUUAACAAAUACAAUGCUAUACUACGAGAUGCAUGGAAUAUAUCCUGCACUUACAAACAAGGAGAUGAAUUGAAAACUUCAAAAAUUUUAGCCAUUAGCCGGGAAGAUGUUUGUAAACCCAAAGAUGAAUCAAAAAUACAUGCACUAGACUGGGUUAAUGGUCUGUUGGCCACGUUAAUAGUAUUUAUUUUGGGUAAAUUGGCCUAUGAUUAUUACUAUUAUAAAAAUUAUGGUCGCGUGCCAUGGAUAGUAAUGAAAUUGCCUUGAAGAAGUUUAAAAAAAGAAAAUAAUUUUAAUGUGAUAUUAGAAAAGCUGUCAAUUUGUGGCUUUUUUUUAAGGAGGUUAUUAAAUCCUUUUGGUUUUACUUAAUAAUUAAGUUGUUUUAAGUAUUAUUUUUUUUUUAAUUUUAAAUAUUCAUAAAUAUUUGUUCUCUUUUAUUUAAGUAAAUUUGUGACAUUUUGUACAUUACAAUAAAUGU